Messenger RNA from Salvelinus sp. IW2-2015, 8125 nucleotides. The record is from RefSeq and is a predicted model, not a curated record. NCBI's taxonomy places the organism in Eukaryota, Metazoa, Chordata, Actinopteri, Salmoniformes, Salmonidae.
AUGCUGAGCCCCACACAGAGCCUCCAUGGCUCCAUUCCCAGAAAGUCCAAUCCCCCAAACCUCAGACGGAAGAAACCAGAUACCCACAGCAAGGCCAUCGUGGAUGGGAACCUGAAGCUUAUCCUGGGUCUGAUCUGGACUCUGAUCCUGCACUACUCCAUCUCAAUGCCCAUGUGGGAGGACGAGGACGAYGAGGACGCCAAGAAGCUGACCCCCAAGCAGAGGCUGCUGGGAUGGAUCCAGAACAAGGUGCCCCAGCUGCCCAUCAACAACUUUCACCGUGACUGGAGGGACGGCAAGGCCCUGGGAGCCCUGGUUGACAACUGUGCCCCAGGCCUGUGUCCUGACUGGGAGACGUGGGAUCCUAGCCAGCCUGUGGAGAAUGCCAGGGAGGCCAUGCAGCAGGCUGACGACUGGCUCGGUGUGCCCCAGGUGAUAGCCCCUGAGGAAAUAGUGGAUCCCAAUGUGGACGAGCACUCGGUGAUGACCUACCUGUCCCAGUUCCCCAAGUCCAAGCUGAAGCCUGGUGCCCCACUGCGCUCCAAGACUCUGCACCCCAAGAAGGCCAAGGCCUACGGACCAGGUAUUGAUCCCAGAGGUAACAUGGUGCUGAAGCCGGCUGAGUUCAUCGUGGAGACAGUGGAGGCGGGGCUAGGGGAGGUGCUGGUCUAUGUGGAGGACUCAGAGGGACACACAGAGGAGGCCAGAGUGAUCCCCAACAAUGACAAGAACAGGACGUACUCUGUCAUCUACCUGCCCAAAGUGGAGGGCCUUCACAAGGUGAAGGUGAUGUUCGCUGGGCAGGACAUAGACAGGAGUCCCUUCGUGGUGAGUGUGUCCAAGGCCAUGGGAGACCCCAACAAGGUGCAGGCCAGAGGACCAGGACUGGAGCCUGUAGGCAACGUGGCUAACAAGCCUACCUACUUCGACAUCUACACAGCAGGUGCCGGUGCUGGAGACGUGGGUGUGAUCAUCGUGGACUCCCAGGGCAGAAGAGACACCGUGGAGAUCAUUCUGGAAAACAAGGGAGACAGUAUUUUCCGUUGCACCUAUUGCCCUAUCCUGGAGGGGUCUCAUGUUAUCUAUGUGACGUUUGCUGGGCAGCAGAUACCCAGAAGCCCUUUCACUGUCCACAUCUCAGAGGCCAGCAACCCCAACAUGUGCCGGGCCUCAGGGAGAGGUCUCCAGCCUAAGGGGGUGAGGGUGAAAGAGGUGGCUGACUUCAAGGUGUACACCAAGGGAGCCGGCAGCGGAGAGCUCAAGGUCACCAUCAAGGGGCCAAAGGGACUAGAGGAGCCUGUGAAGGUGCGUGACGCGGGAGACGGGGUGUAUGAGUGUGACUACUACCCCAUCAUGACUGGCAAAUACACCAUCACCAUCACCUGGGGCGGACAGACCAUCCCACGCAGCCCGUUUGAGGUGGUGGUGAGUGAGGACGUGGGGCCCCAGAAGGUGAGGGCGUGGGGGCCGGGCCUGGAGACAGGCAUGGUGGGGAAGUCAGCUGACUUUGUGGUGGAGGCCAUCGGCACAGAGGUGGGAACUCUGGGUUUCUCCAUCGAGGGCCCGUCGCAGGCUAAGAUAGAGUGUGAUGAUAAGGGCGACGGGUCAUGUGACGUACGUUACUGGCCCACGGAGCCUGGCGACUAUGCUGUUCACGUCAUCUGUGACGACGAGGACAUCAAGGACAGCCCCUUUAUGGCCCACAUUCUCCUCACAGCCAAUGACGUGUUCCCUGAGAAGGUGAAGAGCUAUGGCCCAGGUCUGGAACCGAUUGGCUGCAUUGUCAACAAACCAGCAGAGUUCACCAUUGAUACAAGUAGAGCCGGCAGGGGCCAGCUGAAGAUAUACGCCCAGGAUGCAGAGGGCUUCCCCAUCGACAUCCAGAUCACAGAGAACGGAGACAGCACCUUCCUCUGUGUCUACAUUCCCACCAAGCCCAUCAAACACACCAUCAUUAUCACCUGGGGAGAGGUCAACGUCCCCAACAGUCCCUUCAGGGUGACCAUCGGAGAGGGCAGCCACCCAGAGAAUGUGAAGGUGUAUGGUCCAGGUGUGGAGAAGUCAGGUCUGAAGGCCAACGAGCCAACCUACUUCACUGUGGACUGCAGCGAGGCAGGACAAGGGGAUGUCAGUAUCGGCAUCAAGUGUGCACCUGGCGUGGUCGGUCCGGCAGAGGCUGACAUCGACUUUGACAUCAUCAAGAAUGACAACGACACGUUCACAGUGAAGUACAUGCCCCCCGGCCCCGGACGCUACACCAUCAUGGUGCUGUUCGCUGACCACGAAAUACCCAUCAGCCCUUUCAGGAUCAAGGUGGACCCCUCCCAUGACGCUAACAAGGUGAGGGCGGAGGGACCCGGACUCAACAAGACAGGUGAGACUUCUAAACCCCACCACUUCACCAUCUACACCAAGGGAGCGGGCAAGGCAAGCCAAGUGCACUUCACCGGAGCAGCAAAAGGGGACGCCGUCCGAGACUUUGAGAUCAUUGACAACCAUGACUACUCCUACACCGUGCGUUACACUGCAGUGCAACAGGGUAACAUGUCUAUCUCAAUCUGCCACGGCGGUGACCCCAUUCCCAAGAGCCCCUUCAACAUCACGGUGGCUCCGCCCCUUGACCUCAACAAGGUCAAAGUUCAGGGGUUGAACAACAAGGUCGACGUUGGGAAGGAUCAGGAGUUCACAGUGAGCACGCACGGCGCCGGUGGCCAGGGCAAGUUGGAUGUGAAGAUCACCUCGCCCUCUCGUCGGCCAAUCCCCUGCAAGCUGGAGUCUGACACGGCCAACGAAGUGCACACUGUGAAGUACAUUCCCCCUGAGGAGGGCCCCUACAAAGUGGACAUCAGCUAUGAUGGGAACCCUGUGCCUGGGAGCCCCUUCACUGUGGAGGGGGUGAUGCCCCCUGACCCCUCAAAGGUAGACAAAACAACCAAGCUCCACAUUCCUACUGCAUCUGUGUUGUCCACAGGGGUCCUGAGGGAGGUGACCACCCAUUUCAUCGUGGAUGCCCGUGCCAAGAGCAAGACCGGGGGCAGCCAUGUCAAGGCCCGCAUCGUCAACCCUUCAGGCGCCAACACAGACGCCUACAUCACUGACAAGGGAGAAGGCACCUACAGAGUGGAAUACGCUGCCUAUGAGGAUGGGAUGCACCUGAUAGAGGUGCUGUAUGAUGAUGUGGCGGUGCCUAACAGUCCGUUCCGUGUCCCGGUAACGGAGGGUUGUGACCCCAGCCGUGUCAGAGCCUACGGUCCUGGUCUGGAGGAGGGCCUGGUCAACAAACCCAACCGCUUCACCGUGGAAACCAGGGGUGCUGGUACAGGGGGUCUGGGCCUGGCCAUCGAGGGUCCAUCAGAGGCUAAGAUGUCCUGUAAGGACAAUAAAGAUGGCAGCUGCAGUGUGGAGUACAUCCCCUUCACCCCGGGAGACUAUGACGUCAACAUUACCUUCGGAGGCUUGCCCAUCCCAGGGAGUCCCUUCCGUGUGCCAGUGAGAGAGCUGGUGGACCCAAGUAAGGUGAGGUGUUCAGGCCCAGGGCUGGGUAGUGGAGUCAGAGCCCAUGUUCCUCAGUCCUUUAAGAUCAAGACAUUGCCUGCUCAUGAUGCCAGUAAGGUGCUUGCCAGUGGGCCAGGUUUGAAUGCCCAGGGUGUGCCUGCCAGCCUGCCUGUGGAGUUCACCAUCGAUGCCCGCGAUGCUUGCGAAGGCCUGCUCACUGUGCAGAUACUGGACCCAGAAGGCAAGCCGAAAAAGGCCAACAUCCGUGACAACAGAGAUGGGACGUACACAGUGUCCUAUGUACCAGACAUGGCAGGGCGCUACACCAUCACCAUCAAGUAUGGAGGAGAYGAGAUUCCCUACUCACCCUAUCGUAUCCAUGCCCUGCCCACUGGAGACGCCAGCAAGUGUCUGGUCACAGUUUCCAUUGGAGGACAUGGAUUGGGUUCAGGCCUCGCACCCACCAUCCAGAUCGGCGAGGAGACCGUCAUCACCGUGGACGCAAAAGCUGCUGGGAAGGGGAAGGUGACCUGUAAGGUGUCGACACCAGAUGGGGCCGAACUAGACGUGGACGUGGUGGAGAAUUCCGACGGAACGUUUGACAUCUACUACACGGCUCCGGAACCUGGGAAAUACGUCAUCACCAUCCGCUUCGGAGGAGAACACAUUCCAAACAGCCCCUUCCACAUUGUGGCCAGUGAUACCGUCCCUAUAAUAGAGGAACCGUGUGACAAGCUCCAGUUACAACAGCCCUACCAGCCCUACCAGGGCUACCCCCCUCACUGGGCCACAGAGGAGCCCGUCACCCCCGGGGAUAUCAUGGAGCCUAUGCUCCGCCCCUUCAACCUGGUCAUUCCGUUCACCGUUCAGAAGGGAGAGAUCACAGGUGAGUUGCGUAUGCCCUCAGGUAAGACAGCCCGUCCUAACAUCACAGACAACAAGGAUGGGACAGUCACAGUGAAGUACGCCCCUACAGAAGAAGGCCUGCACGAGAUGGACAUCAAAUAUGAUGGAAACCACAUCCCAGGAAGUCCCCUCCAGUUCUAUGUAGAUGCCAUCAAUAGUGGUCAUGUGACAGCCUAUGGUCCUGGUCUGAGUCACGGCAUGGUCAACAAACCUGCCACCUUCACCAUCGUCACCAAGGAUGCAGGGGAAGGUGGCCUGUCCCUGGCGGUGGAGGGCCCCUCUAAGGCAGAGAUCAACUGUAAGGACAACAAGGAUGGAACCUGUACUGUGUCCUACCUUCCCACUGUACCAGGAGACUACAACAUCAUUGUCAAGUUUGACAACAAACACAUCGCCGGCAGCCCCUACACUGCCAAGAUCACAGGGGAUGACACUAUGAGGACAUCCCAGCUCAACGUCGGCACGGCAACAGACGUGUCAUUGAAGAUCUCAGAGACRGACCUGAGCAGCCUGACAGCGAGCAUCAGAGCACCGUCGGGCAACGAGGAACCCUGCCUCCUCAAGAGACUGCCCAAUCGACACAUCGGUAUCUCAUUCACUCCUAAGGAGGUGGGGGAGCAUGUUGUGAGUGUGAAGAAGAACGGGACGCACGUGACCAACAGCCCCUUCAAGAUCAUGGUGGGYCAGUCAGAGAUCGGGGACGCCAGCAAGGUCAAGGUGUUUGGCCAGGGACUGGUGGAGGGACACAUCUUUGAGGUGGCUGAGUUCAUAGUUGACACCAGGAACGCAGGGUAUGGUGGUCUGGGUCUGUCUAUCGAGGGUCCCAGUAAGGUGGAUAUUAACUGUGAGGAUGUGGAGGAUGGUACCUGUAAGGUGACCUACUGUCCCACUGAACCAGGAAAUUACAUCAUCAACAUCAAGUUCGCCGACCAGCACAUUCCAGGAAGUCCUUUCACAGUGAAGGUGUGUGGUGAGGGCAGGGUGAAGGAGAGCAUCACCAGGAAGAGACAUGCUCCAUCAAUUGCUACUGUGGGCAGCACCUGUAACCUCAACCUCAAAAUACCAGGUAAUUGGUUUCAGAUGGUGUCGGCCCAAGAGCGGCAUACGCGCACGUUCACGCGCAGCAGUCACACGUACACGCGCACGGAGCGCACAGAGAUUAGUAAGACACAGGCGGGGGAGACCAAGCGUGAAGUGCGUGUGGAGGAGAGUACCCAGGUYGGGGGAGACCCCUUCAGGGACGUGUUUGGAGAGUUCCUGGGGAGUCAGAGUCUCACAGGCUUCAGUGGGAUACCAGCCACUACCAGACAGCCUCAAGAGGGUGACCAGGGGACCCAGGAGAUGACGGCCCAGGUGACCAGUCCGGGGGGUAAGACGGAGGACGCAGAGAUCAUCGACGGCGAGGACAGCACCUACAGCGUCCGUUUCAUCCCCCAGGAGAUGGGGCCCCACACGGUCAACGUCAAGUACCGGGGCCAGCACGUCCCCGGGAGCCCCUUCCAGUUCACCGUGGGGCCCCUGGGAGAGGGAGGGGCACACAAGGUCCGGGCCGGGGGCACGGGGCUGGAUAGAGGAGUGGUUGGUGAACCAGCUGAGUUUAGUAUCUGGACCAGAGAGGCUGGUGCAGGAGGUCUGUCCAUCGCUGUAGAGGGGCCCAGUAAGGCAGAGAUCAGCUUUGAAGACAGGAAGGAUGGAUCCUGCGGGGUGGCCUAUGUGGUGCAGGAACCAGGUGACUAUGAGGUGUCCAUUAAGUUUAAUGAUGAGCACAUCCCAGACAGUCCCUUCGUAGUCCCCAUCGCCACUCUGUCUGAUAACUCACGCCGCCUUACAGUCACCAGCCUACAGGAGAUGGGGUUGAAGGUGGGCCAGGAGGCGUCGUUCGCAGUGCAGUUGAACGGGGCGAGGGGGUUGAUAGAUGCUAAGGUUCACACCCCAUCCGGAGCUGUAGAGGAGUGUUACGUUACUGAGCUGGACAGCGACCAGCACGCCAUCCGGUUUAUCCCGAGGGAGAACGGAGUCCACUCCAUCGAAGUGCGUUUCAACGGGAGCCACAUUCCCGGAAGUCCCUUCAAGAUCCGGGUGGGAGAGAUCGGACAGGUCGGGGACCCGGGAAUGGUGUCUGCCUUCGGACCUGGGCUGGAAGGAGGAACCACAGGCGCGGCGUCAGAUUUUGUAGUGAACACGUGUAAUGCGGGGUCAGGUGCUCUGUCAGUGACCAUCGAUGGGCCGUCCAAGGUCAAGAUGGACUGUCAAGAUUGUCCCGAGGGUUACAAGGUCACCUACACACCCAUGGCCCCCGGAAGCUAUCUCAUCACCAUCAAAUACGGAGGACCAUCCCACAUCGUAGGCAGCCCCUUCAAGGCUAAAGUCACAGGUGCUCGUCUCUCUGGUGGUCACAGUCUACAUGAAACCUCGUCCGUUCUUGUGGAGACUGUAACCAAGACGUCGUCAUCGUCGUCGUCGAUGGGCGUGGCCUAUGGCCCUAAGUUCUCUUCGGAUGCCAGUAAGGUGGUCUCCCGGGGCGCCGGCCUAUCAACGGCCUUUGUAGAGCAGAAGAACACCUUCACAGUGGACUGCAGCAAAGCAGGAACUAACAUGUUGAUGGUGGGGGUACACGGACCCAAGACCCCGUGUGAAGAGGUCUACGUUAAACACCUGGGCAACAGGAUGUACAACGUCACCUACACCGUCAAAGAACAGGGCAACUACAUCCUCAUCGUCAAAUGGGGAGAUGAAAAUGUCCCCGGCAGCCCCUUCCAUGUCACCGUCCCCUAAAAUGGACUCAUCCAUCCCUUGUACAACCCCCUGCUGUAUCCCAGAAUGGACUAGUCCAACACCCCCACAGACACACUAAAGAUGCAAAGACUUUUCCCGUCUGUCCAGGGGGGGAAUUAAUUUACCCAUCAUGCAUUGUGCCAGAUUACUCUGAUAACUUAUCCAGGUGACAUCACAAAGAUCUGAGGUGCCAAUUCUCCUAUGUAUGCGCCCGCCCCUAUUUUCUACGCACCACCCACCAACUAGGCACCCUGUUGCUGUUUACUUUCAAUGAGAGAGAAUGUACAAAGGGAAGUCAAAAGUAAAAUCAUGUUUUCUGUCUGUAUGGGCCUAUGUUAGUAUUUUCAGAGCACAAACACAGUAUGCAGUCACCACCAUGUGCUUUUUAGCUAGUCCUCCAAAGGUGUCCUACACUGCCUGUACUGGCCUGGUGAAAAUGGCUGCCUUACAUGAGAGAAGAUGGCUGUGAUGUCACUGUCUGAAUCACAGACAAACAGACAGACAGACAGACAGACAGAUAGACAGACAGACAAGAGUUAUUUACCUUUAUUUAUUCAGUCCUUUUAUUUUCUUUGACAGAAAAUGGUCUUAUAUUGUUUCAAAGGAGAAGGUUUCAGUCGAGCUUAGAAACUAUUCUCCCUCAUACUGGGCCUUCCUGUGUCAUUUCGGGUGUAACCAUGGACACAGAGAUGUGGUUGGCCAAGAAUUUUGUACUGAGGAAGAGAGCACGGCAUAGCAAUCGGUUUAUCGUGUGAAUGUUUAAUUAAGAAGUCCACAGAGAGAUGUUACAGUGGAACAGUAUCAUAGAGUGACAUUUUAUAGUGAUUUUAUAUGUAUGAAAAUGAWCAGAAAAAACUCUUAAUUGUUUGAUAUACUAACCUUCUGUUUGGUACGGAUGUGCAGGCAUAAUAAAACGUUUAACUGCUAACUUUCCAUUGAAAACCAAAAA